Molecule: messenger RNA, 1152 nt
Organism: Anthostomella pinea
Lineage: Eukaryota; Fungi; Ascomycota; Sordariomycetes; Xylariales; Xylariaceae
Source: the annotation of a GenBank genome assembly
AUGCCGCCUCAAAUCAAGCAAGACCUGAACCGCUCAGGUUGGGAAUCCACCGACUUCCCCUCCGUAUGCGAAAACUGCUUGCCGCCCAAUCCCUACGUCAAGAUGCUGAAGGAGGACUACGGCGCCGAGUGCAAGAUCUGCACGCGACCAUACACAAUCUUCUCGUGGCCAGCCGAUCGCUCCCACGGCCGAAAGAAGCGCACCAACAUCUGCCUGACUUGCGCGCGCAUGAAGAACUGCUGCCAAUGUUGCAUGCUGGACUUGCAGUUCGGUUUGCCCAUUCAGCUGCGUGACGCCGCGCUCAAGAUGGUCGCGCCCGGCCCUAAGAGCGAAAUCAACCGCGAAUACUUUGCCCAGAACAACGAGAAGGCGCUAGAGGACGGCCACGGCACCGAGGAGUACGAGAAGACGGACGAGAAGGCGCGGGAGCUGCUGCGGCGGCUGGCGAACAGCAAACCAUAUUUCAGAAAAGGGCGGGCGAUCGAGGAUGGCAGUGCAGAUUCGAGCGCGGCAGGGAGUGCUACGGGUGGGAAUGCUGCGGUUGGCGCUGGUGUCGGUGGACCGGGACCGAUACGGACGCGCGACUCGAGAGCGGCUGCAACAGCUGGUGCGAAGCCAGGCAGGAGACCGUUCCCUAGCGCAUCACAACUGCCACCCGGCCCCAAAGACUACAUACCACCGAACGACACGUCGAUCAUGAGCUUGUUUGUCACGGGUGUCGAGGACGACCUGCCCGAGUACAAGGUUCGCGACUUCUUUAAAGAGCACGGCAAGAUCAAGUCCCUCAUCUGCAGUCACAUGUCACACUGCGCGUUCAUCAACUACGAGACGAGAGAGGGGGCCGAAAGGGCAGCGGAGGCGUGCAAGGGUCGUGCUGUCAUCGCGGGCUGCCCGCUGCGCGUACGGUGGUCCCAACCUAAAUCGAUCGGGACUAUGAGCAAGGACGAAAGAGCCGAGAUGGCCAGAGAUGGACGAUCAGCAUUUGGGGACCAGAGACGAGGACAAGGACCUCGCAAGGCUAUUGCAGAAGCACCAGGACAGGAAGGCGGAGGGCAGGUUGGGGCAUCACAACAAGACCUCGAUGAGUUGUCUGCUGCUGCUCCACCGCCUGGCUCAGGGGAUGUCAACUACGCCAGCUUGGCCGGCGAUUAG